ACCGCAUUAGGAAGCCAGCAGUGUUCGAUUGUCUCUGUCUCGGCUAAUUGUCCUGGCUCCUGGCAGGCCCAGCCCAGGCAUUAUCGUCAGUAUUCAGACCAUAUGCAUGUUAUGAUUCACACAACCUCACAGCGGCGAGCCAAUAUUAUACCAAAAACAUAAUUUUAGUAUCACUAAUGGGGACUCCGGACGAUUUAGGAAACGAAGACUGUCUUUUCUGCCGCAUAGUAAACAACCAGACUGACACAGAAAUCCUGCUGAGUGAUGAUGAGCUGGUUUGUUUUCGUGAUACGAAGCCUGGCGCCACACAUCACUACCUCGUUGUGUCCAGAACUCACAUUAACAACUGUAAAACCCUCCAAGCAGACCGCAUCCCUCUGGUGGAGCGGAUGGAAGAAAUGGGAAGGAGAAUACUGAAGAAAAACAAAGUCAGUGACUUAAAUGAUGUCAGGAUGGGUUUCCAUGUACCUCCAUUCUCGUCCGUUCCACACCUCCACCUCCAUGCUCUGGCUCCAGCCACUACAAUGAACUCUAGAUCGCAGCUGCGCUACGGGCCACAGUCGUGCUGGUUCAUCCCAGUAGACAAAGUGCUUUCUCAGUUGAAGACUCGUGGCAAAGUCAAAUGAAGUGCAUCAAAAUAUUAUAAGGUGCAACAGUCUUGUUUGAUGUUGACAAGUUAUUUACACUAUUGUCAUUCAACUUCACUCUGCAAGUUUAAAUCAGUUUUUCAUCCACCUUGACAUUUAUUAUGUUAUAAUGAUUCCUCCAUGCUGCUUGCUGAUUGUGAAGAAAAGUGGAAAAAGGCACUUUUAUUUUUAUAACAGGAAAUAUUAGUCUUAUCAAAUGACAAUAAGUUAAUUAAUUACAAUAAGUUAAAAGAAUUACAAUUAAUUGUAAUUCUUUUUUUAUCAUUUACUGAAUUGUUAUUCUAUAUUUACCAAGAAGGACAAGCAUAUUUUGCACAUUCAUGCAAAAACCUCACAAAUCUGUUUACCUGCAGAAAUGGUUUUUGUUUAUAUAGUUACUUUGUUUUCAUGCAUGAGGUCAAAGGUCAAAGUGUUUAUUUGUCAUAUGCACAGUUAGGAAACGUGUUUCCCUGUACAAUGAAAUUCUGAAUCCAGCCGUAACAGCAAUAGUUACCUAAAUCACAACACACCAAAAUAAAGAAAUGUAUAAAAGUGUAAGUCUAAAAUACAAAAAAAGUUUAAAAACCAGCUGAAGUGUGUGCAGCUCUGCACAAUACCCCUUCAGUAUUUCUGUUUACUUUAAUAAUCACAGGGGAAAAUAGGUCCUAAUGUUUGUUUCUCUGCCAGCACCCACACCAAUGUUUGAACACUGUUUAGAGAAAACAUAGAAUUCAUUAUGUGAAAACAAAAACCCCUAAUGGGCCUGAAUACAGCAAACAAUGAUACAAGGGAUCCUCAAAUUAAAUGAUUUCUGUUACUGCUCAAUAUUUCAUUUUCACUUUUGAGAUCAUGUUAAUUGGCUGCAUGUGCCAGUGGGGGCACUGAUAUCUCAAGGGUUUGUUGGCAAGUUUUUGUUUCAUCUUCAAAAUUUGGCCAAAUCUGUGAUUUUCCACUGUUCAUUAAGAUGUGAAUAAGAGAGAGAGUAAUGCUUCCCAGAGGAUGAAUCCUACUGACUUUAGUGAUACCAAUAAAUUUUCAUCUAGUGCCACAGUGAGGUCAAAAUAUUUGUCCAGUACUUUGGUUUAUGGUGAAAUUCCUGUAGUAUUCACAUCAGCCUUAGCUUUUCUUUAAUUUUGUGCUAAUUAGCAAAUGUUAAUGUUUACUAAGAUGGUGAACAUGUUAAACACUAUGCACUUGAACUAAACAUCAGCAGUUUGGAAUGCUCAUUGUGAGCAUGCCCGACUGCUGACAUGAGCAUUUAGCUCAAAGCAGAACGGUGCCCAAGUACAGAGGCAGGACUCAGCCGCUGGAUCUGACUGUAGUCUGUAUACUCCAUCUGUAUGAGAAUUAAGCUUUGUUGUAACCUCUGCUAUUGAAAAAAGGUCUAGAGAUUUACUAAACCAUGCUCCUUCAUACUGUACAUACAUUAGUUUCCAUUGCAUUAAUAUACAUACUCCUGUUAAUAUAUAUUAAUUCAAACAGUUUGGUAUAUAUUUCUGUUAAGAACAACAUCUUAUUGCCUUUUUUUUUAAAUAAAAUGCUGGAUUACUAUUCAACAAUGACAGCAAUUAAUAGUGUCUCGAUGUGCUUUACUGAUCACACUAUUCAAUACAAGGUCAGUUCUUCCUGUCAGCCACUAGAUGUCACUAGUUUGACUAUAAGGCUACUUGCAGUUUGACCAGACCUAUGUUUUUGUCUGCCCAUUACCCCCAAAGUCAUUUCCUGACAUUUUGCUGUUUUGUUCAUAGUGAAAUUCGUUUAGGCUCACUGUUGUUUUCGUAAUGAUCUUUUUGUCACCCACCGGUUUCAAGCAAAAUAUAU
Molecule: messenger RNA, 2447 nt
Organism: Monopterus albus (swamp eel)
Lineage: Eukaryota; Metazoa; Chordata; Actinopteri; Synbranchiformes; Synbranchidae
Product: histidine triad nucleotide-binding protein 3-like
Exons: 5
Coding region: 177-626 (149 amino acids)
Molecular function (GO): catalytic activity
Source: RefSeq, a predicted model, not a curated record